CAAAAUGGUGGCUGAAGUUGCGAGCUGUUUCUGGGCUGGAGGCAGGUUCAGCCCAGUCUUGUGAGCCACCGGUUGUUGACCGGUGUAAACUUCUGUGCACUUCCUUUAUUAAACUGUUACACAUCUUUGUAACCGUCUUGCAGUAUGUUCAAGAACGAGUAUCAGGGAGGACCAUUUGUAGAAAUCUUCAGCUCACAAGGUAAAGACCCAGUUGCAAAAUGGAAGCUUUACGGCAGUCCUGCAGUCCAAAAAGUUUUCGAUAAAGAAGUGAAGAGCUACGUUUAUAUACUGGAAGGUAGCGGUCAAAGAAACAAGAUGCAAUUGCCUAAGGACAGCAAACAGACACUUGGCCUUAUCCAACGGUUCCUCGUGUUGCAGCUUUGUGUGCCUGUGGGACAAGACUUCUCUACAGAAUUGCUAAUUACUGAUUUGGGAAAUAUCAAGCGACGACUGUAUUUAUCAACUAUCCACAAGGAAUUGUCUGCAACCCCACUGCAUGCAAAAAUACCAUUGAGGAUUAUCAAACGUAAAAUUUGGAACAAUAUUUGCAUUGAUAUGGUGUCAUUUGCUAAUGCUGCAUUUAAAGGAGCUGGUUUUCAGUCCUUAGACAGGAUUGUUGUCUCAGCCAACUGUAAACUAAGGAAAAUAUUCACUAUGAAACUUCAGCCACAAGAUAAUGAUAUGUAUUCUUUACAGUGUUUCACUGAUGGACCCACAGAUGUAAUUCCAAAGAGCUGUCAGCUAGGCAUUGAUGUGGAUCAAGUAACACAGCUCCUGAAUGCUGUAAAACUUAGAGAGGGAGAAUUAAGAUUUGGAAGCCAAACCCUCACUUCAACAGAUUUGGACCAGCAGACCAAUCGUGGGACAGCCAGUGCACGUACUAUUAGAAACCAAAAUAUAUCUCAUAUUGCAUUUGGUUCAAAAGUGCUUGGACCACCUCCAACCAGUGUUAGAAAAAUUGGGACAACAGGAUCUAAAGAUCUAUCAGGUUUGAUGGAUAACAAAAUGACCAGAUCCUCCUAUCAACUGCGUUGUAAUAAAGAAGACAUCUCAGAACGAUUGAUUGGCAGGUCAGAAAGACAGGCUUCAAGUCGACCAGAACCAGUUAACCAAAUAAACCAAGAAAGUAUUUCCUUUACAAAGCAAACAUCAGAAGCUGUUAUUUUGGUAAUGAAGGUGGAACUCUGCAGUUUAAGUGGGUAUAAAAUAUACCCGGGUCACGGGAAGCAAUAUGCCAGAAUCGAUGGGAAGGUUUUCCAGUUUCUGAACUCAAAAUGUGAGUCAGCCUUGAGAAACCCUCGACAGACCCACUGGACUGUCUUGUACAGGCGCAAGCACAAAAAAGGGCAGCCUGAAGAGGUUCAGAAAAAGUGCUCCCAUCAAGCGAUGAAGUUUCAACGGGCUAUUACUGGUGCCUCUCUUGCUGAGAUUAUGGCCAAGAGGAAUCAGAAGUCUGAGGUGCACAAGGCUGAAUGUAACAGAAUGGCUCUAACCUCAGCAAAUUUCACUUCUGAUCUAAUGCAGAUACAUAUGACAAAUAUAGAAAUAUCAGACACUUAUGAAUCCAAGGCUCAAUGCCGCCUUUUUGAGGGUUCUAACACAAUGGACGAGGAGAAGAAGGGAGGGGCAUGCCAAGUGCAGCUUCAGGAGGCGGCCCUGCCUGAGCUCCAGGGUCAAAGGGAGCCACAGCAAGAACAUAUGGUUCAGGACAAUAGACCCAGACAAUGGAGGCAACUCACCAGACCUAAGCAGCAGGCCCCUCACCUGCCUGAACCACAGGCUGCACCUGUACUUGGACAGCUGGAGUCUUCUCUCACCUUCUCCUCAUUUCCUCCUCACAUGAGGAGCCUCCUCCAUGGAUGUAAUUUUCUUGACCACUCAGAGAACAGUUUACAGCACAUUUCCUCCCAACAUUCCACACCCUACCUGGAACAUUCCAGAAACAAUUCACAUUUACAACUAAGUACGAACAAGACAGAAAAUGAAAGUGGUUCAGCACCUUUAAGUGAAGAUGAUGAAAAAGAUGAUGAAUUAAAAUUGAAGGACAUUUUUACAUACUCAUCACAACCGAGAUCAGCUCCUCAUGGAAAGGUACAGAGCACUUCAUCAGAAGGCUUCAUGUGGACAGUGGAUAUAAAAGAACAUGGAAAACAGGAAAAUGCAGAUAAGAUGGAGGAUGAUUUCCAUGGAAAUUAUAGCAGCGAGGAGAAAGGCUUCAAGCUUAAAGCCCCAAGCUGCAGGAAGCAGAAUCAAAGCAAUAUAAAAGCUUGUGAGAAGCCAGAAGAGUUGCCAAAGAGGCAACUGAAGGAUGAUUUGCUGAAUAGGAUUACUAGACAGCUCUCAGGUGCCAGGACAAGUUCGAGGAACUCUGAAGCCUCAUUGGUCAGCCAUAUAUCCCAUAGUUCUAUGUCUGUAUCCUCUGAAAGAACAAUAAAAACUGCUUCAAGUGAACAAACCAUAAAAGGAACUUCUUUUCCUGCAUUGAGCAAAAUAGACAAAGAAAAAAUUCACUGCAGUAUCACUCCAGUCCAAAGCAGAUCUCCCACCAGAAUAGAUGCUCCGGAUUCUACAUCAGGCAUGAUAAAGUUGAAAGAUGGUCAAGCUAGCCAAUCCAGGACUUCAAUGGUAAAAAGGUCCUUAAAAGAAAUCCCAAAAGAGGAUCCAAGACUAACGACAGAGACUUGUGAAUAUAACUGGUUGAAUUAUCAGCCAAAGGAUAUGAGUGAAUCUGAUGAAGCAAGAAUGCUGGCUAGUUUACGAAGACAGCAACUUGAAGAAAUGGAGGAUGAUGGGAAGAUAAACCAUUUAAAUGCCGUUCAGCUUGGAUACUGUGUCUAUGGUGAUGAUAGCAUGAGCACAAGCAGUGAUGAUACAAGCAUCUGGAGUACCCAGCAUACAGGACCACCAGUCAAUCAAGGCCAUCACUACCAGAAUGAAAUGCUUCUGACUCUGUCUCAGAAAAAAAUGAAUCCACUUCUUCUUUCAAACCCACGUGACUGGGGUAAUAUUUACAGUCCCCCCAUCAUUCUACCCAGUGAACAGCUGAAAGAUCUGAAAAAUACCCUUUCACCCGAGCAACCUGCCGUUCUUCAGGAUUUAGGAAAUGAUACUGCAAGUAAUACUGAAGAUCAGGAUGAAGUGCUGGAUCUGUUGUACGAUCCCUGUUUGAAUUGUUACUUUGAUCCAAAAACAGGAAAAUACUAUGAACUAGCAUGAGUCAAAGACUGAGACCUUUGAAGCAACACGAUUGCCUGGUAACAGCUUGAAUUUUUCUGAGACCCCAAGAGCAUAUCAUUUCAAAGACAACCCUGGCAGUCAUCAUAAAAUCAGACAAAAAUACUUCAAUCCAAAAGAAGACCGAAUGAUGUAGAAAUGAAUGUAUCCAGCAUCUGAGGUCUGCGGCAGCAUUUCAGCACACAUUACCCUCUUUUUAAUUAUCAAGCAUUGUAACUGAACAGAUUCCAUGCUUUCUUAUGUUUCUUUUUCUAAUUGUGUU
This is a messenger RNA of Carcharodon carcharias (great white shark), 3496 nucleotides long. It is a transcript of the gene cfap20dc, whose product is annotated as CFAP20 domain containing. Lineage: Eukaryota; Metazoa; Chordata; Chondrichthyes; Lamniformes; Lamnidae. Bases 145 to 3216 code for a protein of 1023 amino acids. The transcript has 20 exons. The record is from RefSeq and is a predicted model, not a curated record.